UUCUUUUUUUUUCUUUUUUUUUUUUGCUGGGAAUCUGAAAUAAAAAAAACAAAAACAAAAAACAAGGCAACCGUGAAUUUUGGAUUACAUGGCUCGCGAUGAUUAUUGGAAUAUAUCUGCAUGCAAGUCGGCCUAGAAGUACGAAGACGAAAACAACGUCUUGGAUAAGUCAGAACCGGCAGCGGGACAGCGUCUACUCUUGUCGGGACACUCCAAAACAAGAUCAUCAUCCUCAUCUCAGCUCCUCCUCGGAUGUGAACUGAAUAAACAUCUGCAGCGUUCAUCCUUCUGAGUAGAGGAUCGGCCUGGUUUUGGGAACACUUGGACAUUGAGUCAGUUUAACUGGCAGUCUGUGUGCUUCUAACCCACCAGCAUGUUCAUCCAACAGUCAAUACCCUAGCCAAACCUGAGCCUGGCUUCCCAAAGAUGACAAGCCGCUGGCAGGCUGCAUCUACAGAAUGAUGGGAGGAAGUGACACUGGCAGUGGGGACAAGGAUGGGGUGGUCACCGCUGCCAUACACGUCCCCAUCGGCUGGCAAAGGAGAGUGCAUUGCGGCCAGGUGGCGUAUGUCAGUCCCAGUGGUACUUCUCUAUCCUCCCUGGAUGAGGUGAAGACCUAUCUGUUGACUGAUGGCACCUGUAAAUGUGGUCUGGAGUGUCCGCUUGUCAUCAACAAGGUUUUCAACUUUACUUUGGGGGUAAAGGUAGAGCAGCACAAGCAGCCUAUCGGCAAAGCAGAGCAGGACAUGACCAAACUGUGCAACCAUCGGAGGAAAGUGGUAGCGAUGGCUGCUCUGUGUCGGAGUAUGCAGGCGUCACAGAUGCCCUUUGCUAACCUUCAUCACCCUGAAGUGAGCAAGGGAAUGGGUAAUUGCAACCCAAAGAGGGCUCCUGUUGAGCGGGAAGAAGAGGACAGAGGCAUUUACCACCCUAAAUUUCAUCCGGCUCCUGCACAACCUCAGAAUGCCAGUGCCAGCCCAGUCCUCACACAGGCGCAAACUCUCACCAUCCGCUUGAUGCUUUUCGAAGGCUUCACCCUCCUCCACCUCCUCAAACAGUGCCCUUUACCACUUCCAGCAGCCCCCCAUUCUCGUCUUACCAUGUUGCCCAAAGGUCACCCCGCACACUCACUCCUCAAAAUGGUAGUCAAGGUCAAAAACUGCCACAAACUUCUGAAACGCCUUCCUCCCCUCUCCUAA
Messenger RNA from Syngnathus typhle (broad-nosed pipefish), 1199 nucleotides. RefSeq names its product methyl-CpG-binding domain protein 5-like. Gene Ontology annotation, cellular component: nucleus; chromocenter. The transcript has 7 exons. Gene Ontology annotation, molecular function: chromatin binding; DNA binding. The record is from RefSeq and is a predicted model, not a curated record. The coding region runs from base 459 to 1199 and encodes 246 amino acids. Lineage: Eukaryota; Metazoa; Chordata; Actinopteri; Syngnathiformes; Syngnathidae.